AUGGCAGUUUCUAAGAAGACAGCUUUGGCAUUCAAGUCCUACCAGAACCAUGCUCAGGUCCUGGUUAAAACCUACCUUUUAGCAGAUGCAUUUAUGCCCUACACCUCUGUCCUAGGUGGCAUAUUUGCUACUAAAAUGGUUUAUGAUCUUACACAGUUGAUAAGCACUUUUUACUUCAGAACCUAUGCUGGCCUUACAAAAAUUCAGCGGAUUGAAUGGAACAACAGGGGUAUGUCGUCUGUUCAUGCCAUCUUCAUUACAGCAAUGUCUUUGUACUUUGUGUUCUGGUCAGAUCUUUAUUCUGAUCACUAUACUGUGGGUCCUGUUACUUUCAGGAGCUCACCACUCUCCACAUUUGCAUUAGGGGUUUCUGUUGGCUACUUCCUAUCAGACCUUGGAAUGAUCAUUUGGCUAUAUCCUUCUUUGGGUGGAUUAGAAUAUGUUGUUCAUCACACACUUUCAGCAAUUGCAGUAGGAUAUGCCAUGUUUACAGGAGAAGGGCAGCUUUACACAUUCAUGGUCCUUAUAUCUGAGUUAACAACACCGGAGAUCAACUUGAGAUGGUACCUAGAUACAGCUGGUUUAAAGAAGUCGAGUGCAUAUCUGAUUAAUGGUGUGGUCAUAUUCUUUGCCUGGAUGGUGGCCAGAAUUUUGCUGUUUGUUUAUAUGUUUUACCAUGUGUAUUUGCACUACCAUCAGGUGAUUGAGAUGCAUCCGAUCGGGUUUCUUUUGGUGUUUACGGUUCCAUCGGUGCUUGGAGCCAUGAACUUGAUGUGGUUCGGGAAGAUUAUAAAGGGGAUGAUGAAGACUUUGGCAAAGAGGCAGUAAUUUUCAAAUUAUCAUGUCAACUUGAUUGCUGUAUAAAAAAAAUUGCUAGAAGAAGCAGAGAGAGUGAGAGAAAUAGCAAGGUAGUGUGUUGUAAAUCAUCUGGUUAAAAAUGUUGCUGCGUUUCUUUCAAGUUUUUGGUAACGAACACAAAUUGCAAAAGGAGGAGGAGGAGGGUGUGUGGAUAUCUUAAAUCUGUUUCGAUAUACUUUUGAUAUUUUGAUUUAACAUACAUUAUAUUUAUCAUACGGCUAAAUGCAACAAACAACCUACUCUUACUCUUAUUUAUUUAUUGUUUAUUACAACAUUUUGCAG
Molecule: messenger RNA, 1140 nt
Organism: Lactuca virosa
Lineage: Eukaryota; Viridiplantae; Streptophyta; Magnoliopsida; Asterales; Asteraceae
Source: the annotation of a GenBank genome assembly